AUGACUACUUUCCCCAAUGAGACAGAUGAGACAGGCUUCUCCUCCCUCUCUCCAUCAUACCCCCCCUCCCCCUCCCUCACACCGUCCAUCUCCCUCACCUCCAACCCUUCCUCUUCCUUCGCCUUCUCCCUCUCCACCUCCUCUCCGUCCAACUGCUCCAGUUCUCCCUCGUCCUCCUCCCCUCCCUAUAACUUCUACGCCGUGCUGCUGGUGCUGCUUAUCUUCUGCGUGGUGUUUGGCAACAUGCUAGUUUGUGUGGCGGUGUCGCGCGAGCGCGCCCUCCAGACUACCACCAACUACCUCAUCGUCUCCCUGGCCGUGUCCGACCUGCUGCUGGCCACCCUGGUCAUGCCCUGGGGCGUCUACCUGGAGGUGGUAGGGGAGUGGCGCUUCAGUCUCAUCCACUGUGACAUCCUACUGACCCUGGACGUCAUGAUGUGUACUGCCAGCAUCCUCAACCUCUGUGCCAUCAGCAUCGACAGGUACACGGCGGUGGCGAUGCCCAUGCUGUAUAACACCAGAUACAGCUCCAGGAGGCGGGUGGCUCUGAUGAUUGCUGUCGUGUGGUUCCUCUCCUUCGCCAUCUCCUGCCCUCUACUGUUUGGACUCAACAACACAGCCAGUCGAGAGGAGACCAAGUGUGCCUUCGCUGAUCCGUCCUUCGUGGUCUACUCAUCCGUGGCCUCCUUCUACGUUCCUUUCAUCGUGACCCUGCUGGUGUACGCCCAAAUCUGUGUGGUGCUGCGGAGGCGGGGACGACGCACCGUGCCCCGCAGACACGGCCUGCACCCACAGGGAGGAGGCAAGACGGGGGAGGGCCACAGGCACAGGAAGAAUAAGUGUACCCACCCCGAGGAUGUGAAGCUGUGCACUCUGAUCAUGAGGCCCCCCACCAGCGCCCCCCAACGCAAGAAAGUGACGUUAGUGAAGGAGGCAGUGGUGCACCCCCUGGAUGAGGAACCUGUGGGGCGUGGUUUCCUGUCCCAGUUAGACCAGAGCCUCCCCCCACCUCACCCCCCUCCCCCCUCCGGACAAGCCACCAAGGUCUCCCUUUCUAUCUCGGUGGCGCCCGCGCCCUUCCUGUCCCCGUCGGUGGCACCACGCUCCGCCCUCGUACCCCGCCGUGCCACCUUCGAGGACGGCAUGAGUGGCCGCGAGCGAUGGAGGGAGCGCAAUGCAGACAGGGAGAAGGGAGCGAUGGCGAAGGAGAGGGUGAAAGGGACCCUGUCGCAGCAGAAGGAGAGGAAGGCGACCCAGAUGCUGGCUAUCGUGCUAGGUGUGUUCAUCAUCUGCUGGCUACCCUUCUUCCUGACCCACGUGCUGAAGGCCCACUGUGGCAGCUGCUGUAUCUCCCCCUCCCUGUACAGUGCUGUCACCUGGCUGGGCUACCUAAACAGUGCCGUGAACCCCGUCAUCUACACCACCUUCAACAUCGAGUUCCGCAAGGCUUUCAUCAAGAUCCUAAACUGCUGAGUACAGGGAAGAAGAGGAGGGGGGAGAGUGGGGGGAAGGACAAGUGUGAAAAGUGUUUGAGUAGUGGAGAGAGGCAAAAAAAGGUCAGAGACUAGAAAUAAAACUAAAGAAGGGAAAGAGAGAGGUGAAAACAAAGACAAGAAGGGAGUGGAAGAAGAGAUAGAGGGGGAUGUAGAGAGAGGCGACGGAGAAGAUAAAAAGGAGAAUUUAAGAGGUCAAACAGAAGAGCAAGUGAAUUAAGACAGAAAUUGGGAAUUAUACAGAGAUGAUGUACACGUCUGUAAAUAUAAAACAUAACAGGGGGAGAGAAAUAUUCUGAAGGUUCUAUGGGAAGAGAUGGGUUUCUCAUGGGGUAGGGCACAAACAGUGGCAAAAGACAGACUACAGUGGCAGAAGACUGUCCCGCUACGUACGAGGGUGACGUACGAGGAUGACUAAGUAAAUGUAUUGCUCUCUGAUACCGCUCUCGAACAUACUGUCAAAGCGUCCGCAGACUUUGUCCUGUUUUUACUCCGAUACAGUUAUUUACAGUUUGUAAAUUACGUUAAUAAAAUGACAUAGGUAGUCUUUUAAGGAGAUACACAAUCAAUCUGCACCAUCAAGCGCAAUUUUUCGUCCCAGUGUAAACAAGCCUAUAAGAGAUGUAUUAUAUUUAGAACAUGAUGAUGUUGGUGAAGAUAUGAUGCAAUAAUAACAUGGUGAUAUGAUGAGCGACUAAUCAAGGUUUGUUCAUAAGGUAUAUGUAUAUAUUGUUGUUUAGAGUUUGUUAAUGUGAGCUCUGCUGUAAAUAUCUGUAUUACUGUUAUUGUACAUGUAAUACAUUAUAUUCUACUCAUGUUGUUGCUGGUCUAUUUCAAGUUUGCUGUGGGUUAGGGUCAAUUCGAAUUGAAGUCAGUCAAUUCUGGAAAUAAAGAUAUUUUCCAAUUGAAUAAUAACGCAGAAAAAAGUUGUAUUUUCAAUGACCACUUAUUCAGCUGAGGAGAAGCUAUUUCAAAAGUCUAGCCGUUUUUGUAUUUUAAAUUCAAAUCACUUCCUGAAUUGACUAACUUCAUUUCAAAUUGACCCCAACCCUGCUGUACUGGUCAAACAAUAGACAGAAAUUGACUAAUUGGUUUUCAAAACUGUUUAAAUACAUUUGCUCUCUACGUUGAUCUGUGGCUCUUCUCUCAGCACUUCUUUAACCCCUCUGGUGGUGAAGCAGUGUGGACGCUCCCUAUGCUUGUCUGCCAACACCUGUCUGCUACAGUAAUGUGAGAGGCCAAACAAAUGCUGCUGAUGUGAAACAGGACUCACACACACAGAGAUAGUGGGUUAGUGUAAGUCACUGACAGCGUUGGUGCGCGCCCCCCAUUG
Molecule: messenger RNA, 2826 nt
Organism: Salvelinus namaycush (lake trout)
Lineage: Eukaryota; Metazoa; Chordata; Actinopteri; Salmoniformes; Salmonidae
Product: D(2) dopamine receptor A-like
Exons: 7
Coding region: 1-1473 (490 amino acids)
Biological process (GO): adenylate cyclase-activating adrenergic receptor signaling pathway
Cellular component (GO): glutamatergic synapse; presynaptic membrane
Molecular function (GO): dopamine neurotransmitter receptor activity, coupled via Gi/Go; G protein-coupled receptor activity
Source: RefSeq, a predicted model, not a curated record